Molecule: messenger RNA, 1683 nt
Organism: Trichoderma gamsii
Lineage: Eukaryota; Fungi; Ascomycota; Sordariomycetes; Hypocreales; Hypocreaceae
Exons: 6
Coding region: 1-1683 (560 amino acids)
Biological process (GO): transmembrane transport
Cellular component (GO): membrane
Molecular function (GO): transmembrane transporter activity
Source: RefSeq, a predicted model, not a curated record
AUGACGGAACUAGACGUAGACACGGCAUCGACCCUCGGGUCCAAUAUGGCGGACCGCGAAAAGGCCUGCGAGGCACCCGCCCCAGAAGGAGACGACGACGCCGGAUUGGAUCUGCAACAGACUCAUUCAAACAGAGAGUCGAUGAAGCACGUGGGCCGGACGGUAUCGCAGAACGGCUAUGGCGUGUCGCAUGAGCAGAAUCACGACGAAAAGGCCCUGGAGGCAGGGCAGCCGGAGAAGGAUCCGUACGAAGUUGGCUGGGACGGUGGCGACGCGGACCCGUGGCAUCCAAGGAGCUUCAACAAGGCGCGCAAGUGGCUGAUUGUAUUUAUCGUUGCGGCGGGAAGUCUUACAGUAACAUGCGCCAGCUCAAUAUACACGUCGACGUACGUGCAGAUGGAGGCUGAAUUCCACAACUCGCGCGAGGUAUCCAUCCUCGGCCUCUCGUCCUUUAUUCUCGGCAUCGCCCUGGGCCCCAUGUUCCUCGGCCCCCUCAGCGAGUUCUUCGGCCGCCGCCCCAUCUACCUGGUCUCCUGGACCAUGUACGUGAUCUGGCUGAUUCCCCAGACGGUCGCCAAGAACGUGGCAACCAUGAUUGUGUCACGCUUCUUCGACGGCCUGGCGGGCAGCGCCUUUCUGACCGUGUCGGGGGGCACGGUGGGCGACAUGUUUGCCAAGGACGAGCUGCAGCUGCCCAUGGCGGCCUUCACCAUUGCGCCGUUCAUCGGGCCCAGCGUGGGCCCCAUCGUGGGCGGCUUCAUCAACCAGUUUACGACGUGGCGGUGGACGUACUAUGUGCUGAUUAUCUGGGCGGGCGUCAUGUGGGUAGCCAUCGUGUUGCUUGUGCCUGAGACAUUCCACACGAUACUGCUCAGAGACAAGGCUCGCAAGAUCCGCAAGGAGACGGGCGAUAACCGCUGGCUCGCGCCCACCGAAAAGGUGCAAAAGUCCGUCUUCAAGGCCGUGCUCAUCUCCCUGCAGCGGCCCUUCCAGCUGCUCAUGUUCGAGCCCAUGUGCCUCUUCCUCGACAUCUUCUGCGCCAUCCUGCUGGGCAUCCUGUAUGUCUUCUUCGGCGCCUUUGGCAUCGUCUUUGGCACCCACCACGGCCUCGAGCCGUACCAGGUCGGCCUGACCUUCCUGGGCCUCGGGCUGGGCAUGAUCAUCGGCAUGCUGACGGACCCGGUGUGGCACCGCAUCCGCAGCGGGCUGAUUGCGAAGCUGUCGCAGGAGACUGGCGUGCCGGACAGCAGCGAGCCCGAGUUUCGGCUGCCGCCGGCCAUCUUGGGGUCUGUCUUGGUGUCGAUUGGCAUCUUUGUGUUUGCGUGGACGUCGUACCCUUCUGUGCACUGGAUUGUGCCCAUUAUUGGGUCGGCCAUCUUUGGAGUAGGAAACAUGCUUGUCUUCUCCGGUAUUUUCACGUUCUUGGAGUUUGCUAACAGGCCAUGUCUUCAGGUCGACGCGUAUCCUGCGUAUGCCGCCAGCGCCCUCGCCGCCAACACAUUUGUGCGCUGUUCAUUUGCAGCUGUGUUCCCUCUUUUCGGAGCACAAAUGUACCAUAGGCUCGGAGACCAGUGGGCGUCGUCUCUGCUGGCGUUUCUGACCGUGGCCAUGAUACCGUUCCCGUACAUCUUUUUCAAAUACGGCAAGAAGAUUAGGAGCAACAGCCGAUAUGCAAGGUCAUGA